Messenger RNA from Trichoderma aggressivum f. europaeum, 261 nucleotides. RefSeq lists its product as uncharacterized. Bases 1 to 261 code for a protein of 86 amino acids. The record is from RefSeq and is a predicted model, not a curated record. The transcript has a single exon. Lineage: Eukaryota; Fungi; Ascomycota; Sordariomycetes; Hypocreales; Hypocreaceae.
AUGCCAUGGGUCUGGUUCCGCGCGCCUCUCGACUGGCACGCUAGCUUCGCAUGGGUGACUGAUCGUGAAACGCAGCAGCGGGUUUUGCAGCUCCCCUCGCAAUUGAAGAUUGACAUGUUAUCCGGUGAGUCUCGCGAGAGCGCAAUUUCGCCGUGCAUCUACAAGGACGAGAACGGGUCCCAGAGCAAGAAAACAAGACUAACCUUCUCCACCGUGACGAACUGCUUCAGGGACUAUCGGCCAGUCAACUCGCGGGGGUGA